AUGUGUUGCAUUAUAGCUUAUUUAUCUACAAUUUUCUCCAGAUUUAUAAACCGAAAAAUGGUGUUGCCUUUGAUAUUAUUUCUUGCCUGCUUCGCUUACUCAUGAGACGAUUCAAAUUUAGCAAAUGGCUAUCUACUCCCUCACGUGUGACAGCAAACAAUUGGAAAAAAAUCCUACCAUUCAGUGAACGAACAAUUUUUUUUUAAAUGCAUUAUUUUACAUACUGAUAAUAAAAUUCUAUCGAGUUCUAUUAAGUUUUAGACAGCUUGCACUUAAAGCAUAAAAUUAAUAAUAUAUAUAACAUUUUUUCAAUUCUGCAUUUAGGACUUUUUAAUUACAAUAAAAAACUAUUUUAAAAAAAUAAAGUUCACCCUUUCUGUGGGGGAGCCAUUAGGGAGAGGAGGAAGAGGAGUUAGGAGGCUAUUUUAACAUGACUGAAAUUACAGCUCAAUUAAACAGCUUUACUUCUCCAGAUCUUUCACUGAUAACUUUAGGAAAAAGUGUGGAUGGCAACAAUAUUGAGGGAAUUAAACUUCUUAAGGCUGGUAUUUAUUACAUAGAUGGCAUAAAUUCUAGCUUAAGGACAAAAAUUUUGAUUACGGGAUCUCAUUCAACUCUUCAACUUUUAUCAACAACUCAAGUUUUAUACUUAUUGAAUUUCUUGACUAACGAUACGAAUUCUGAUACUCUCUAUCUAUUGGAAACUUCUGAAAUCUAUUUUAUUCCAGUUAUAAAUGUUGACUCUUAUAUAGCUGCAGGCAAAUAUUAUAUAACUACGCAGACUUUUAGUGAUUUUUACAAAAAUACAAAAAAUACUUGCAAAUCAAAGUAAAUUUCACUUAGUGUGCAAUAUUCUGGAGUCGAUCUUUUUAGAAACUUUGAUUCACAUUGGGGUGCAGAUGAUACCGGAUCUUCAAGUGAUCCAUGCUCUGGUGCGUACAGAGGAGACUCUGCUUUUUCAGAGCCAGAAACAGCGGCUCUUAAAACACUCAUAAGCACAACAAGCUUCAAAAUGUGAAUACAUUAUAGCAGUUAUGGGAACUAUGUCUUUUAUCCUUAUUGUUAUCUCAGAAGUGUUGAUUCAAGCGCGUUUAAAAAUAUAUCAACAUACAAUUAUUUCCGAAAUUUACCAUACUCUGCAAACUUAUUAUUGGAUGUACAAUAUGGAACUUUAUAUUCAAAAAUUAAUAUAUUAGUUAAUGGUGCACUGAUUGACUAUGGAAUGGAUAAUAAUAUUUAUUCAUUUUGAAUCUCUACCGGAGCUUACCACGCACGUCAAGCUGAUAUUUUACCCACAUGCAGAAAUCAUACUGCAAUUUUUAAACAAAUCGCUUUAACAAGUGGUCCGCUCAAUAAAAUGGAAUUUGGCAGUAUUUCAGAAGAAAUUUGUAAGAAAAAUGAAACUUGUACGAGCAAUGAGAAUGCUUAUGCUUAUGUGAUUUUGAGAUUCUAUUUUAUGAACUCAGGACUUUCUGAUUCUUAUGCAGAUGAAAAUUUCAUAUUUAAAGCAACAUAUGGAUCUACAUAUUCUUAUGAGAUUGCAAAUAUAACCGUUGGUAACAGUGCUGCAACUUUAAGUUAUACAAAUAUCAGUGAUUCAACACAAAAAAUCAGUUUUGAAGUAAAUAUUGGCUCUAUACCUGCACUAUCAAACACAAAUAUUUUUAUUUCAUUUUAUAGUUAUAAAAAUUUAACUUAUGAUGGUGAAGAAAUGACAAUUAAUUAUCAGGCAAAAUUGACAAACUCACUUACAGCCAAUUAUUCAGCUUUAUCGUUUUCUGACUCAAGUGUUGUUGGGAAAGCAACUCAGCCAUCAACUGCUAUAAAUACCGAAAAUUAUGGCGCUUUCUAUUAUAUAAGAGUGUCAAGUGAACACCAUGAACUUGCUGCAGUUGCUGCCAUAUGCGUUUUUAUAGGCAUUUUUAUGAUUGCUGUAUGGGUUUUAAUUGCAAAAAUAUUUUACAGUGAGCAGAUAUAUGGAAAUCAUAAUACUGAAUCUCAUGGGACAAUGGCAGGCCUAAAUACAAAAAAUACUACUGUUGAGCACAAUUUAAACGGCUUUAGACCCAUGGGAUCUGAAAUCAAAAAUAUAGGUCAAGAGCCUAACAAAUUUCAGCUUGAGCUUAAUACAGGAGAGGGAUCCCCAAGCCAAAGAGGAAAAAUUUCAAUUCCGAAUUCUCCGCCUAAAUCAAGAGAAAAUAUAGGAGGAUUUAGAGAAGUUACUUUAGGAGAAGGCAGCCCUUCAACUUUUGUAGGAAUUGGAUAUGGGAUGCCAAGAGCUGGUAUUAGGCAUGAUAUAGAUAAUCCAGAAAUCAGAAGUGCCAGGCAAGAGGGUCUGAGUAUUCCAAUGAGAGUAGGGCUAAUUUCUAAAAAUGAGCCAGAAAUAAAAGGAAAUAUAAAUGUUCCUGGCUUUGGUCCUAUGCCGCCAGAAUUAGAUCCAGGUUCUGCUCAAAGAGGGAAAAUCAAUGUUCCACCGCAUAUGAAAGGAACAUCAUUUGGAAAUGAUCCCUCAACAAAACUAGAAAUAGUCGAUGCACCUCAAUUGCCAAUAUUUGCAGGAUCUCCUACAGAUUUUUCAGCAAAAAACCAAGAAAAAAAAGGUUUUUCUCCAAUGGUUGAUCCUGGAGACUUACGACCAAACUUUGGGAGUCCACAACCUAAAGCUGGAGGGUUUCAAGUUAGUAUUCCUUCUAGCCCAGGUGGAGAAACAAACUUAGGAAAUCCUAAUUCAAAGGGAUCUUUUCAACAUAUAAAUCCUUCAUUUGGUGAAGAAUAUGACGAUAUUGAAAUCCUUGUAGAUGAUAGUAAAUCAAUAGGACCCCCAGAAUAUAAAUAA
Blepharisma stoltei is the source of this 2836-nucleotide messenger RNA. The record is from the annotation of a GenBank genome assembly. NCBI's taxonomy places the organism in Eukaryota, Ciliophora, Heterotrichea, Heterotrichida, Blepharismidae.